Molecule: messenger RNA, 2388 nt
Organism: Micropterus salmoides (largemouth bass)
Lineage: Eukaryota; Metazoa; Chordata; Actinopteri; Centrarchiformes; Centrarchidae
Gene: noxo1b
Product: NADPH oxidase organizer 1b
Exons: 8
Coding region: 72-1580 (502 amino acids)
Biological process (GO): superoxide anion generation
Molecular function (GO): protein binding; phosphatidylinositol binding; superoxide-generating NADPH oxidase activator activity
Source: RefSeq, a predicted model, not a curated record
CAGGUCAGAUUGAAACUGAAGUUCAUUAAAGCAGCUAUUCAUCCUAGAGCAGAGACACAAAGAAGUGCAAGAUGACCGGUGAACAGCGCUUUGUGAUCAGUACCCGCAUUAUUGGAGCUGUCCUUAGGGACACACCAAAACUCAAGAUGUUCAUGAUAUCUGUGUUAUGGUCUGAUGAGACGGAAGUGAUUAUCUACAGGUCUUUCCAGGAUUUCAAGAAAUUUCAUAGGCAGCUGAAAAAGAGGUUCCCUCUUAUGAACCUUUUCCGGAAAAAUGACAGAGUGAUCCCCAAAUUUAAAGUAAAGGCCAGGCGAGGCAGCUUCCAGCAGAAGGGAUCCAAGCGAUCCGUCCAACGCAUGAAGUUCCUGGAGAGCUACUGCGACAAGCUGUUGAGAUGUGACCAAACUGUGACUCAGAGCUCGGAGGUCGCACAGUUCUUCAUGCCCAAAGACCAGGACCUGCAGCCAGACUUCACCAAGAACAGCAUCAUGAUCCUGCUGUCUGAUGAUCUGCCUGAUGGCCCAGGUGGAGGGGGUGGCAAUGUUACUCGCCAGCAUGCGGGCAGCAUCACUCACCCAUUUGUCACCCAGACUUAUCGCUGCGUGGCUGCUUAUGAGACAAAAGAUACCAAGAAUCGUCUGUUUAAGGUUGCUGUGGACGAGAAGCUGGAUGUCCUGAUCAAAGACCCUGCAGGUUGGUGGCUGGUGGAGAAGGAGGAUAAGUGUUUGGCUUGGUUUCCUGCUCCCUACCUGGAGUUAUGGGAAGGAGAGGAAGAUGAUGAUGCUGGAUUCCAACUAGGAGGUGCCCUGUACUGUGCUGUGAGGAGUUAUUCGACUAAGAAGCACGAUGAGGUGUCUGUGCCAAUUGGCUCUGUGGUUGAGGUGCUGAGGAAGUCUGACGACGGCUGGUGGCUCAUUAGAUUCAAUGGUAAGACGGGUUACAUCCCCUCCAUGUACCUGCAGCCAUUCAACAACCCACGUGCAGGCCUUUACAGCCUGCAGAGAAAGUUGCAUAGCUCCACUCUGAACUUGGCAACCAGCAAGGAAGCUCGGGCUUCUCAUCCACACAACAUCAACAAAGAAAACAGCCCACAGCUGGAUCCUGCUGGUCAGUCCAGAGGAGAGGCCAGUGUUCCAGGGCGUCUCCACAAGGCCCAAUCCCUGGACGUUCUCCUUGAGAGGGACGCCUCAACUUCAGCUGGCCGCACGCGCAGCACGAGCAACACAAGCAACACAAGCAGUGAGCUCAGCGUCUACGGCUGCUCCUCCUCAAGCAGCGGAUCCUCCUCGAGUUUAAAAGAGGAGGACGCACAGCAUCAGCUCCGCCAGCCUGACGUCAGCGACAGUGAGCGCAGCAGCCCUGAUCUCAGUCUCUCCGACCGCCGCGGCUCCAGCACUACCUCUGAGAGUUCUGUAUCUGUCAAGUCCAACGGCAGCGAGACGUCCUCAGUCGCUCCCAGGGUACCACCCAGACCCAAAACCGAGGAGAUCUUGACCCGCUGCACCACCAUGACCCGCAAGGCGGCCCUGGCCACCAAGACUCGGCUUCAUAUUCAGCCAGAGUCCAACCACAGUCGCUAGGGAAAUGACACUGUGACACUUUACACUACAAAUACUCUUAAUCGUGCUUUCUUCUUUAUUUAUAUCUUUUUAUUAUGUAUCCAUGUAAAAUAUUUCACCUGUUAAGUCAGUCAAGUGUGCAGCAUUGUUCAUAUCUCUCAUAGUGCUUGUGAUAGCAAUGAUUGAAGAGAUAGCAGCAGUGGCAAGACAAACCUUUGCUGGAUUCCAUAAGAUGAUAAUCUAGGAAUCUUCCAUUUGAUUAAAUGGAGCAUGGCAUCUUAGAUUUGAAUAUUUCACUCAGUAUAUGAAUGUAGCUUCAGUGAAGCAUUAGAAGGAGCAGGUUCAAGAAAAUCUAUCACAGUAGUAAAAAUAAUAAAAAUAAAAAUAAAAAUUUUUUCCAGCUUUGAAGCCACUUAAGGAGGAUUUGAAGUGGAUUGUUGAGGUUAAAUAUUUACACCGUACUGUAUUUUAGGUAUGCCUCUUUUCUCACAUAGUUUUUUAGCACAAAUCAGUGCUGAACUAUUGACGAAUAUUUUAUCCUAAUGGAAAUGAACAUAUGAUAUCCAGCAGGUCAACAUGUAGCGAAUAGCAGCAGAAAACAUGGCAGUGAAGAGUGAAAGCCUUAUGAUCAAUUGGUGUGAUAAUCAAGCUGUGAGCAGACAGAGAGUGAUUUACCAGCGUCCUUCCACAGCAUGUUGAUUACCUUCUAUUUUAAUUUUUUUGCUUAUUGUCUGAAUAUGUUGCUGCCUCAUUUUAUGUACUGCAUUAUCGACUGUAAGAGUUCACAUGUUCAAUAUUAACAGGUCAAUAAAAUUAAAUUUGCACUAAA